This is a messenger RNA of Equus caballus (horse), 2996 nucleotides long. The record is from RefSeq and is a predicted model, not a curated record. Lineage: Eukaryota; Metazoa; Chordata; Mammalia; Perissodactyla; Equidae.
GGGGUGGUCUUCCGUCAGCUGGGGCUCCAGGGUUGUCUCUGCACUGGUUAGUUGUUUAACCGUGAACCAGCCAUUCAAUGUCUCAAACCUCAGUCCUGGGCAGUGAUGGUACCUACUUAGACUUCUUUAGAGAGCUGAAAGGGUGAUACGAGAUAGGGUUUGUGAAACUCUCAGUCAAGAGGAAGCCUUCUCUAAAUAGCUGCCCUGUGGAAUGAUGGUGGUGGUGAUGGUGGCCGUGGUCUCCAGGGUCUUUCCCACAUCUGUCAUCCCAAAAUUCAGUACCCAAGAAAAAUCUUGACCAUAUUUCUGUCCCCUCUAAAGAUUCCCCAAUAUUCCUGGGAAGCUGCACUUGGCCUUAGAUGCCUGUACUAUCUUGUGCCCUAAAUUUAUAGCAUCUUACCCGCAAGUCUGAGCUGGAACAAACCCCGGAAUGUUCUAGCAUGGGCCGAGAGAGGAAAUGUAACUUUCCCAAGUGACGCACCCAGUGACUAAAUGAAGACUAAAACCCAGAUACAUUGGUCAGACUUUUUCUAGAACACCAUGUGGCCUCACUGCCAGGGCUCCUGUCUCCAGGCGACUGGGAGCCACCCCACCAGUUUCUGGUGGUUUCCUUAGGCCAGAUGAUCUCUUUCUCUCCUAUACUCAGUCAUUUCUUCAUUCUGGGCUGCCUCUUCCUACUCUGGGAAAAAAGAUGGAUACAAGCUUAGCCCAUCCAACCCCCUUCUGACUUUGACCUUCACUGCCCCCCAACUUCCACCCCACCUUUCUAAUCGGCUGCCCGGAAGGGGUUUGGGGGAGCUCUUCUGCACAGAAGCUCUGAAGACCUACUCACAUCGCCAGUCUGCUGUGUGCUCUCCGACAGGAUGGGAGUGGUGAGCAGCAAAAAGCAGGUGAAAGAGAAGGAGAAGGGCGAGUGGAGCCCUGUGAAGGCCAGCACCCAGAGCAAAGAUCCCCCACCGCUGCCGCCCCUGGUCGUGUUUAACCACCUGCCUCCUGCACCUCCUGACACACACCCAGGCCAAGAGGAGCAUUUCGUGGUGGCCCUGUAUGACUACACGGCAGGGAACGACCGGGACCUGCAGAUGCUGAAGGGGGAGAAGCUGCAGAUCCUGAAGGAAGCUGGAGACUGGUGGCUGGCCAAGUCUCUCGUCACAGGAAGAGAAGGCUACGUGCCCAGCAACUUCGUGGCCCGAGUAGAGACUGUGGAAGUGGAAAAGUGGUUCUUUAGAUCAAUUAGCCGGAAAGAUGCCGAGAGGCAGCUGCUGGCCCCAGUCAAUAAGGUGGGCUCCUUUCUGAUUAGAGAGAGCGAAACCAGCAAAGGUACCCUCUCCCUGUCUGUGAAGGAUGUGACCGCCCAAGGGGAGGUGAUCAAACACUAUAAGAUCCGUUCCCUGGACGAAGGAGGCUACUAUAUCACCCCCCGCAUCACCUUCCCCACUCUCCAGGCGCUGGUGCAGCACUAUUCUAAGAAAGGGGAUGGUUUAUGCCAGAGGCUGACCCAACCCUCUGUGAGCCUGGCUCCUCAGAACCCCUGGGCCCAGGAUGAAUGGGAAAUCCCCCGGCAGUCUCUCAAGUUGGUCAGGAAACUCGGGUCUGGACAGUUUGGCGAAGUCUGGAUGGGUUAUUACAAAAACAACGUGAAAGUGGCCAUCAAGACCUUGAAGGAGGGAACCAUGUCUCCGGAGGCCUUCCUGGGCGAGGCCAACCUGAUGAAAACUCUGCAGCAUGAGAGGCUGGUCCGUCUCUACGCCGUGGUCACCAAGGAGCCCAUCUACAUUGUGACGGAGUACAUGGCCAGAGGAUGCUUGCUGGAUUUCUUGAAGACAGACGAAGGUAGCAAAUUGUCCCUCCCACGACUGAUCGACAUGUCGGCCCAGAUUGCCGAAGGAAUGGCGUAUAUCGAGCAAAUGAAUUCCAUCCACCGCGACCUGAGGGCGGCCAACAUCCUGGUUUCUGAGACCUUGUGCUGCAAAAUCGCUGACUUCGGCUUGGCCCGGAUCAUCGACAAUGAAUACACUGCCCAGGAGGGGGCCAAGUUCCCCAUCAAGUGGACUGCCCCCGAGGCCAUCCAUUUUGGAGUGUUCACUAUCAAAGCAGAUGUGUGGUCAUUUGGAAUCCUGCUGAUGGAAAUCGUCACUUAUGGGCGUGUCCCCUACCCAGGAAUGAGCAACCCCGAGGUCGUGCGCAGCCUGGAGCGCGGCUACCGCAUGCCGCGGCCCGACUCGUGCCCGCCGGAGCUGUACCGCGGCGUCAUCGCCGAGUGCUGGCGCAGUCGGCCCGAGGAGCGGCCCACCUUCGACUUCCUGCAGUCGGUGCUGGGGGACUUCUACACGGCCACCGAGCGGCAGUACGAGCCGCAGCCCUAGGGCCCCUCGGGGACGCGCUCCGUCGCCCGGGGCUCAGCCGGCCAAGCCUCGCGGCCGGGGACGGCUCACUCCUGUGGCCCGACCUUAGAACCCACGAGGGAUGUCCACCUCGCGGGUGUUGUUCCAGGCAGGGAGGGACAGGGACGCCCAUUUCUCAGAUGAGAAAACUAGAGAUAGAGGCAGCCUGGCCGGUUGGUCACAGCACGGACCCCAGAGCGGAUUCAAUCGCAGUCCCACUCUUCUCUGCUGUGUACCCUUGGGCAAGUUACUUCGCCUCUCUGUGCCUCCGCUUCCUCAUCUGUACGACAGGGAGGAGCCAUCACAGUACUUACCUCGGAUGUUUUUCAUGAAGAUUACAUUAGUUAACCCGCGUAAGAUGUUCAGAGUGUUCCAAAUAAGAGACACUCUUAAGUGUUUGUCAUCAUAUAAGGCUUCCCUAUGCUGGCGCCAAAAGCGAGAGGUCGGCCGCAGGGGCCCGGGGUCCCGCGGCUCCCACCUGCGCGGGCCGCGUCCCCCGAGGCGGGCCCGGGUCCCCCGAGACGGCCGCGCAGAGACGCUCUGGGCGGGGCCCAGACCUAGACUGCGCUCCAGCACUUUGGGACUCUUCCGUAAUAAAGUCACGAGAUCUGA